AGAGCUGGCCUCGAUGAACAUUGCCGCUCGCAUGUUUACCAACCGGUCUGGCGUGUCCGUGCGGUGAGGGGGAGGAAAGAUGACUAUCCGUGUACAUCAGAUUCUUCUCUUCUGUGGUAUCUCUUCCGUCUUCUGGUGUUUCUAUGCCUUUUAUUUCUCUCUCCCUCUCCGUUUCCUUUCCCCCUUGUUUUUUUUUUCCUAAUAAUUCUCCACCCCCCAAAACGUGUGAUAUCAACCGAAGACCAGACCGAUUCGGCAUUUUCCGGCGUACAGAGGACCAGAGGUUUAUGAUUUUGAUUCGAGCUUCUAUAUAUUGUUAUUUAUUUUUUUUUUCUUUCCUCCCUUCUUUCCCUUUUUCUUUUGCUGGCCAUGGUUGGAGGAAUGGCUGGUGUAAGCAACGAUGUACUUGGAUGAUGAUGAUUUGUCCCUACGGAAUCGAAUCGAAAUUGGAUCUAGAGAAGCAGACGAAGAAGAGGGGUAAAAGAUGUCAUGGCAAUUCUGCACGUAAGAGCCGGCCAUGACAGGGUCCUAAUUGGGGCAGAUGCUGCAUGGUGUGUAUUUGUAGUGGAGAGUCAGUGUGUAGAGU
This is a messenger RNA of Aspergillus eucalypticola CBS 122712, 586 nucleotides long. RefSeq lists its product as uncharacterized. NCBI's taxonomy places the organism in Eukaryota, Fungi, Ascomycota, Eurotiomycetes, Eurotiales, Aspergillaceae. The transcript has a single exon. Bases 144 to 521 code for a protein of 125 amino acids. The record is from RefSeq and is a predicted model, not a curated record.